CAAGGCUCUCUCUGGACAGGAGGACGCACGAGACCGAAGAAGCUGCUGCAGAGGCUGAGCGCGCGGAGAGCAUUGGAGACAGUGGCGGGAUCCCCGGCACGGCGCUGUUUUACGCACGCACUUACGCACGCACUAUGGACUACUGUUGAUCUCUGAGGGAAGAAGCAGUGCGCGCACAGAACUGCUGCAGCUCGUGCCUCCAAGCUUACUCAUUUAGUUUUUUAUUUUGUUUUCAAGUUGAGUAUCAGAGGUUGUUUUAACAGAACAGUGAGUCCAACUUAUACUGUCGGGAAAAGAAACAGGUGCGUCAUGAUGAAGUUGCUGCUUUUACCUGUUUUAAUGGCAUUUUUCGCCGUUGCUCAAGUUUUUUGUGAGGAAAACGACCCAAAAGAAGAGGCGGACUACUGGGCGAGCAGUAACCAAAUCCAGGAUGGCUGGCUUUCCAACGACCCAUUCAGAGAAAUCCUCCUGAGGAUGACAAGAAAGCCACGGCCGCAUCAGUUCAUCGGUCUGAUGGGGAAACGCUCCAUGGCAAAUGCACAGAUCACCCGCAAAAGGCAUAAAGUCAACUCUUUUGUUGGACUGAUGGGAAAAAGGAGCCAAGAGGAGCCAGAGUCCUAUGACUGGAGCACAAUACAGAUGUACGACAGGCGCCGCUAAACUGUCACCUCUUCACCUGCCUGCACCUCAUCUAGCCAUUCCUCAUCCACGGGAGGGAUACCAGACGCUGGUUUUGUUUUCUCCAAACUGUGUAUAGCUGUUAGUCGAAUAAAAAUGAUUCUGUUUCCACAUUGUAGUGACGUAGCAGUGCUGUACCUGUGCCAGUUUCAUUUGUCCCAGCAGAAGGUAGAUGGGGGGCGAGAUGAGGGGACACGGUGUCAUUAUCAAUGUUAGUGGAUUCUGUGAGCAAUUUUUGACCAUCUGCCAUGCUACAAAGACUAAAUGUUGUUGUGGACCAUCAAAGCAAGGCUAUGCCCAAGGGCAUGCUGAAAAUUGCACUGCCAAAGUCACUGUCUAGUGCCUCAUGAUUGUUUAAUUGCAACUGAUUGUUCUAUAAAUACAACACACUGAGACGGGGUCUCAUCUUGGCUUUCGAGUGACUUUUAGAAGAGCUGUCAUGUUCUCCACCUGGACGUGUGGUGUGAUAGGACACGAUACCUGUGUGUUAUAGUGGUUUCACAAAUAUUAAAAUUAUUUUCUUUACUGGUUCAAA
Molecule: messenger RNA, 1213 nt
Organism: Epinephelus lanceolatus (giant grouper)
Lineage: Eukaryota; Metazoa; Chordata; Actinopteri; Perciformes; Serranidae
Gene: tac1
Product: tachykinin precursor 1
Biological process (GO): tachykinin receptor signaling pathway
Source: RefSeq, a predicted model, not a curated record